AUGCUCGCUCUCCUGUGCGCGCUGCCAGCCUGGCGCGCUUUGCCGGCGCGCUCGCUCUGCGAUGCCGCGAGAGCACAGCAGGAGAGGCUUGAGCCGUACGUGCGGGGUGUCAUGCAGGGCGCCCAGAUGGAGCACAUUCGUGCCGCCGUGGGGCGUCUGGAAUUGGUGCGUUCCCACCUAUUGCCAAGCGCGUUCGGCCCCAACCACGUGCUCCACCACAAGCAGCGCGACCCAACCCGCGUGGUUCGCAUGGAUCUGCCAGCGGCGGUGCUAGAGACCAUGCUGGCUGACGCACGUAGGGUGCUAGCCAUCCAAGAGCGGGUCCGGCUGCUGUUUGGCGAUGCAAACGUCUCUGGUUACACCUCGCUCUCCCUCGAGUUUGAGAACGCCGUGCUCUUCUACGAGGGCUGCCAUGAGUUCUGGAGAGCCAAUGAAGCGCGCGUGCGGCGUGAAUUUCCCGAGCUGGCGAGCUGCCACUGCAACAUUUUCACCGUGAGCCAAGGCAGCAGCGAGCCGUAUGGCCUUCAUCACGCCACUGCCCUGGGCCACCUCUUGCGUGGACUCCAUCGGCGUGGGUGGCUGGCCCCCGAGUUGCACAAGUCCUUCCACACGGCGGUCACUACUGUCGACCACGGCGGGUUCCCGUUCACUGUGUUCGAGGAGCACAUCCCAGAGAGCAUUGAUCCUCUUGCGGCCCUUCAGCAGCUGCGCGCGAACCACUCAGGCGCCAUCGCGGGCGAGACAGAAUCACUACUGCUCACCGCGGUCUCCGCGUUCAACAAAUUCACGCGCUAUCCUCUCAUCCCCGAGUCUCGCCGGCGGACAAUGAUGGACUACGUCAACUCUGUCUUCUUCGGGACCCUCGCGUGUCACGGUGCCCGGGAUCUCGGCAACGGCACAUACUGGGAGCUCGAGCCGGGCGAGGCGCUGCACUUCAACAACUGGCGGUUGCACUCUGACCAUGCCUUUGGUUCGCACCUGCAGCCGCGCGUGACCGCCGACUUGCGCUGCUUCUCGCCAAUGGUCGUGCCGUGGCCGUUUCGGGACAUGGGCGAGCUGAACGGCGCGUACCAGUGUGCGGAGGAGAACGAGAUAUCGCGCACGGGCGAAUGUUUGCUUCGCCUCUUCAACUAUGGCAGCGUCGGCGACUUUUAUCGCACCGUCUUUGGCGAGAAGGUGCCGCAGCACUCGUUGAGCUACGUGGUGGGCUCGUUGUUUCUGCACUACUUUGCAGAUCACGACUACAACCUGCUCGCUGCACCGGGCAUGCGUCGCCACUACGAGCGAGUGAGACGAAUGUACGACUCGAAUUCGCUCAACUUUUCUGCCUUUUCGCAGUGCGCCGCCACCUUUGGCAGCGAGCGAGCUCGGUGCCCUCUGCCUCUCUCCUCACGUGCCAUCGGAAAGAUCAAGCUUGCGGUCGUGGUCUUGCGCUUGGUUCUUGGCGAUGUUGUUGCGACCGCCGCGGUCCUGGGCGAGCGAGCGAGGCAACAGCUCGCUCUCCUUUCGCUGCGCGUGUAUGCUCUGCUCCAGGUCCUCUACGGGGUCUUUGGAGGGGAGGCGGCCGCGUGCUUCACGCCCAGCUUCGCCGCGGCCUCGAUGCGCGACUGGUGCGCGUACGGGCCGGGGCCGGUGUCCUCGUGCAACAAGCUCUUCGGCACGGCCGACGGCGAGACUCUCGCGGGCAUCCGCUGGCUGCAGGAGCACCAGCAGGAGCGCUUCGCAACGUACGGUCUGGAUUUCCCGUACCUUCAGCAGGCGGACGGCACGCCGCGGCUACUUGCCGCGUGCGACCUCGAGCACUCGCUCUGCUACUUUUCGCGCUACCUCAGCGCGCGCGCGAGCCUCGGCGCCGCCGGCGCGGAGGCCCUCAGCCGCGCGAUGCCGGCGGGCUUCCGGCUCUAUCGUAUCGGCAAGCUGCAGGGCCUGGGCGCCGCCAGGGUCUGGGAAGACUUUGACGCGCAUCGCGCUGCUGGUGCGGGAGGGGCUUUGGGCGCAGGCCCGACGACGGCCGACAAGUCGCGGCACUACUGA
Molecule: messenger RNA, 2034 nt
Organism: Emiliania huxleyi CCMP1516
Lineage: Eukaryota; Haptophyta; Isochrysidales; Noelaerhabdaceae
Exons: 3
Coding region: 1-2034 (677 amino acids)
Source: RefSeq, a predicted model, not a curated record